Molecule: messenger RNA, 790 nt
Organism: Diceros bicornis minor
Lineage: Eukaryota; Metazoa; Chordata; Mammalia; Perissodactyla; Rhinocerotidae
Product: interferon alpha-inducible protein 27, mitochondrial-like
Exons: 6
Coding region: 125-652 (175 amino acids)
Biological process (GO): apoptotic signaling pathway
Cellular component (GO): mitochondrion; membrane
Source: RefSeq, a predicted model, not a curated record
CUCCGGGCUGCGCUUCAUUCGGGGUGGACCUGCUCUAAGCGUCCAGAGUCAGGUUCUGCAGCAUCACGUCCAAAGCCAAGACCACAGGAUCUGGCUCCAGUGGGUGCCCGUGACCUUCUGCGCCAUGGAAUUAGCCCAGGCGGGCAUCUUAGCCUCUUCCCUGGCCUCCAGGAUAGUGUCAGCAGCGAGCCUGGCCACAGCGGGCGGGGCGGCCUGUGGCAGUGUCCUGGCUGGACUUCCAUCAGUGGGUGAGAGGCUCACCCUGUCAUCCAAGGCUGCCCUGGGCCCGGCCGCAUCUGCGCUGGGGUCCUGGCUGGGGACACUGAAUGGCUCCUACCUGCUAGGAUCCUCUGUCACGGCCCUGACUGUGUCCCCACUCGCAGCCAAGACUGCUGCAGCUGUGAUUGGAGGAGCUGUGACCGUGGGGGCUGUACCCGUGGCACUGGGCGCCAUAGGCUUCACCGGGGCAGGAAUCGCCGCUGGCUCCAUAGCAGCCAAGAUGAUGUCCGCAGCCGCCAUCGCCAACGGGGGCGGAGUUGCAGCCGGCAGCCUGGUGGCUACUCUGCAGUCGGUGGGAGCAGCUGGACUCUCCCUGUCGUCCAAAGUCAUCGUGGGCUCCGUUGGGUCUGCCCUCGCCACCGUGGUGCUGUAAUAGCUCCCUGUUGCUCCCCCUGCAGAGAAGAGGACAGGGUGGGGCCAGCCCCAUGCAGGGAGGGACCCGUCCUGGGGUGACAGUGUGCCAAACGCUGCACCCCCAGAUGAAAAUAAGGAAUAAAAAUGAGUUGUUGCA